AUCAUUUUUACGGCCGUCCGUUGACACACGGUAGAUUUUCGGUCGGUAGGUCUCUACUGGCAGUGGUGGAGAGUGAAGAUCAGGGGUCGUUCCGACGCAGAUGUGAGCAUGUUUCUGAGUGGGGUUCGUUCUGAAUCUGGCAUGCUCAUCCCGUCUUUUGUUUUCUAGCUUGCUGUGGAAACUGAUCCCAUAAAUAUCUUCCCAUCUCUAGCUGUGAACCCAGUCUUGCGCGGAACUCGCAAUUUCCGCCGACCCAUAAGCGGUACCGAGUGCCGCCAGUACGCACUUCGCUUCGGCAAGCAGUUGCAACGCGAAAGACCACUCCAGGACGCCUUCGGCACACAGUGUUAUUACAAAAGGAGGCCAGUUACUGUUUGAGAGGAGGCAUCUAGCUUUGGAUCGCUCACUGCCAGCGCAGGUGUAACUGGUGUACAUUGUACCGCCGUUUAGCGCAGGCUGGGAAUAAGCAGAUCGCUGAUUGUGGUAAAAGUCUCAUUUUCUCUCCCAUAUCCCACUGAGCGGCGAGCGUUGUGUCUGUUGCAAACGCUAGUACAGUGGACUGAGCGCCACCAGCAUGGCUGGAAUGAUGGAAGAGGAACUGGAGACGGAAAUCAAGGUGGUUGUUGUGGGCAAUGGUAAUGUGGGCAAGUCGAGCAUGAUACAGCGCUACUGCAAGAACAUCUUUACCAAAGACUACAAGAAAACAAUUGGCGUGGACUUUCUUGAACGACAGCUAUCGGUGGAAGGCGAGGACGUGCGCUUGAUGCUCUGGGACACAGCAGGCCAGGAGGAGUUCGACGCUAUCACGAAAUCAUACUAUCGAGGUGCUCAAGUAUGCGUUCUAGCGUUCUCCACAAUCGACCGGGACUCGUUCGAGGCCGUUGAGAAGUGGAAAGCAAAAGUAGAAGACGAGGUGGGCAGCAUCAUCAUGGUCCUUGUUCAGAACAAGAUCGACCUGAUCGACGAAGCAAAAGUCAGAACGGACGAAGCCGAGGAGCUUGCAAAAAAACUACAACUCCGCUUCUUCCGGACGUCGGUAAAGGAAAGCUACAAUGUGAAUGAAGUGUUUUUGUACUUGACGAAGCGACAUCUCCAGGAGCGCGACCGCGACUUUGUACCAGCACCUCAGCAGAGAAUAGGUCAGCCAACUGACGCUAGAGCCGAGAAUGGAUCAAGUGGCACGAAUUCAGCUGGCAAUAACACCGCCGCAGGAGGCGGCUCACGUCCCGGUGGCUUCCAGAUCAAACCGACAAAGCCAACAAAGCAGCGAACGGGUGGCAAGAAGAGCAAAAUGGAUUUCUGUGCAUUAUAGUGCCAGGCUUGCCGUGUUGACACAUCUAAAUGGAAAAGUUUAACCGUCUUGAGCACCAGAACCUCUCAAGCGGUACAGAAGGCCUCGUGUUCAUACUUCUGCUUGGACGCUCUGGACAAAAUGGACUGCAUUCGACUCGCACUCAGAAGCGUAGCUUGACUGGUCGAAUACCCUGUUCAACUACCAUUCGUCUCCUCGCAACCCAGCACACAACAACCCUUGAGAUAACGUAUAUACAUGUGUGGGACUAGUGGUGCACGGUGCUGAGUUUCGAUGAUGCAGCUCUGAGUGUGACCGCUAGCUUCUUAUCUGAGGAAGCGCUGCUUCUGCUCGGGAGAGCCGCUGAUCACUAUUUCCGAUACUGGUUUUUAUGCGAACUGUGACAUGAGCAUAUUCAAAAGAAAAUACUGGAUAUGUGCAUAGUAGGUGCAAGUCAUGUAUGAUUAUGGUCAAACACAAAAGAUUGUUAUUUUGUCGCUGGGCCUAUUCCGAAUAGCAGCCAAGAAAUGCAGUAACACAAGUAUGAUUUCAUUGUCUGAGAUCAUGCCCACUCCUCUCUUCCUUUAAUUAAUACUAGCUCAUGAUCUUACCGUUCCUCCAA
This is a messenger RNA of Sycon ciliatum, 1913 nucleotides long. RefSeq names its product ras-related protein Rab-23-like. Gene Ontology annotation, biological process: vesicle-mediated transport. Bases 575 to 1312 code for a protein of 245 amino acids. The transcript has 6 exons. NCBI's taxonomy places the organism in Eukaryota, Metazoa, Porifera, Calcarea, Leucosolenida, Sycettidae. Gene Ontology annotation, molecular function: GTP binding; GTPase activity. The record is from RefSeq and is a predicted model, not a curated record.